Talpa occidentalis (Iberian mole) is the source of this 4255-nucleotide messenger RNA. It is a transcript of the gene SHMT1, whose product is annotated as serine hydroxymethyltransferase 1. Gene Ontology annotation, biological process: folic acid metabolic process; protein homotetramerization; tetrahydrofolate interconversion. NCBI's taxonomy places the organism in Eukaryota, Metazoa, Chordata, Mammalia, Eulipotyphla, Talpidae. The transcript has 12 exons. The record is from RefSeq and is a predicted model, not a curated record. Gene Ontology annotation, molecular function: mRNA regulatory element binding translation repressor activity; serine binding; zinc ion binding. Gene Ontology annotation, cellular component: nucleus; cytosol; cytoplasm. The coding region runs from base 121 to 1575 and encodes 484 amino acids.
UCCAGCUGCGGGUCACGCGGGCGGGCGCGCUGCAGGGCCGGGAUCGGCGGCUCGUGGACUCUGGUCUCGCCCGCUCGGCUGGUGCACGGGACUCCGUUCUGACGACUUCGAACCCGCACAAUGGCAGUUCCAGUCAACGGGGCUCACAAGGAUGCUGACCUGUGGUCCUCCCACAAUAAGAUGUUGGCGCAGCCCCUGCAAGACAAUGACAUUGAGGUUUAUAACCUCAUUAAGAAGGAGAGUAACCGGCAGAAGGUUGGAUUGGAGCUCAUUGCCUCAGAGAAUUUCGCCAGCCGAGCAGUUUUGGAAGCCCUUGGCUCGUGCUUAAAUAACAAAUAUUCUGAGGGGUACCCAGGCCAGAGGUAUUAUGGCGGGACCGAGUUCGUUGAUGAACUGGAGGUGCUCUGUCAGAAGCGAGCACUGCAGGUCUAUGGUCUGGACCCCCAGAGCUGGGGGGUCAACGUCCAGCCCUAUUCAGGCUCCCCUGCAAACUUCGCAGUAUACACAGCCCUGGUGGAACCCCAUGGGCGCAUCAUGGGCCUGGACCUGCCUGAUGGGGGUCACCUGACUCAUGGGUUCAUGACAGACAAGAAGAAAAUCUCUGCUACGUCCAUCUUCUUUGAAUCUAUGCCCUAUAAGGUGAACCCAGACACUGGCUACAUCAACUAUGAGCAGCUGGAGGAAAAUGCCCGCCUCUUCCACCCGAAGCUGAUUAUCGCAGGAACCAGCUGCUAUUCCCGGAACCUAGACUACGCUCGGCUGCGGAAGAUUGCAGAUGACAACGGGGCAUAUCUCAUGGCCGACAUGGCACACAUCAGUGGGCUGGUGGCUGCUGGCGUGGUGCCCUCCCCCUUUGAACACUGCCACGUGGUGUCCACCACCACCCACAAAACCCUGCGAGGCUGCAGAGCCGGCAUGAUCUUCUACAGGAGAGGAGUGCGCAGUGUGGAUGCUAAGACCGGCAAAGAGAUUUUAUACAACCUGGAGUCCCUUAUCAACUCAGCUGUGUUCCCAGGCCUGCAGGGGGGCCCCCACAACCACGCCAUUGCUGGGGUUGCUGUGGCCCUGAAGCAAGCCAUGACUCCGGAAUUCAGACUUUAUCAGCACCAGGUGGUGGCCAAUUGCAGGGCUCUGGCUAAGACCUUGAUAGAGCUGGGCUACAAAGUGGUAACAGGUGGUUCUGACAACCAUUUGAUCCUUGUGGAUCUUCGUUCCAAAGGCACCGAUGGUGGCAGGGCUGAGAAGGUGCUUGAGGCCUGUUCUAUUGCCUGCAACAAGAACACCUGCCCAGGUGACAAAAGUGCAUUGCGACCCAGUGGACUGCGACUGGGGACUCCAGCGCUCACCUCCCGAGGACUUUUGGAAAAAGAGUUCCAAAAAGUAGCCCACUUGAUUCACAGAGGAAUAGAACUGACUCUGCAGAUUCAGAAUGACGUGGGUGUCAAGGCCACCCUGAAAGAGUUCAAGGAGAAACUUGAAGGGGAUGAGAAGUACCAAAGGGCCAUUAGGGCUCUCAGAGAAGAAGUGGAGAGCUUUGCUUCUCUCUUCCCUCUCCCUGGCCUCCCUGACUUCUAAAGGAGCCGGCUGGCUGCCCUUCCCCAGUGUGGACGUACCGAUGCGGCAUCGGAUCAGCUGCCUAGGAGGGGCCCAGAACCUUUUGAGAAGAGAGAGAAGAACAGCCCCACUUGGGACCUGGUCAGCUGUGUUGUGCCCUCCAAGGUUUCUUUUUGGACUUUACACAUGUAAUCUUCAAAACGCAAAAUUUGUUCAAGGCUCAUUGUUAGUAAUUCCAAGACAAGUUUAAAUUUGAACCUGAUUUUCUCACAAAUCUAUGUAAUUUUUCUGGAAAAAAAUGAAAUGUUUUUUAGCCUUUUACCCAUGAUUCAGUUAGACAGUGUGGGGCAGGGCUAUUGCAAAGAUUCUGAUGAUUUUACUCCCUCUUCUCUUACAGUUACUGGGUUUUCCCCAAUCCAAUUCAAAAGAUAAGAAGCCCAAGUUGUAGUCUGUAAAAGCUGCCCAUUUCCAACCCAGAGGGAUGCUGCUGAAUUGUGACCAUUACAAUGGAAGAGGGAAAUUCUCCUGAAGCUUCCGCUCUGCGCUUUAUAUCAGAAUGACACGCCUUUAUGAGGGGCCACCCAGUAAUGCUGGGAUGUUCUUGAGCGGCAGCUCGGUACACGUGAAAAUGGUCUUCUCCUCCACCCCUGGGCCAGGGGCAGAGCCUGGGGCUGCCCUAGUCACAUCCUAGCCUGAGAAUCAGUGGGGGUUUCCUGGCCUGUCUGAGAUAACCAACUCCCUCCUAUAAUCAGGAAACCAAUGUCACCUUCCCAAAGAAACUUUAUUUUUCACAAAGCUGAAGUGCAAAACAUAGAUGACCAUUUUUAAUAAGCACAAUCAAGUUUUUAACCACAGAAUGUCUACAAGAAUUAUAGCUUUAAAAAAUACAACCAAUUUUUAUAUUUCAAAAAUAUCUGAACUCAAAUAAAUUAAUUUCUUAAAAAGUACACUUCUCAUACUAUUUGUUUGGCAUUUACUCUGGUUAAAUUCUUGUGCAGUUACACUUAGGAGCUGCUAUUACACACGUGUGCGUCCCUACUCGUGCCCCCGGCCUGUGACAGUGACCGCAGCUCACGUGGUUGUCAGACUCACAUUCACACGCACAGACAGGAGAACAUGCAAUAAUAAAAUAGCUUUUCAAAAAAUAACAUACAGGAACUUCUCGCAGACUAUGCUUUUCACUGCAACCUUAAAGGUGGCAUUUAUUUCAACCCAGCCCGUGUCAGGCAGUUGGUGGAUGUGGUACCCCGUGGUCCUGUCUGAAGUAUAUCCCUGGGGUCCAGCACACUCUUGGCCUUUACUACCGUACAGGUGGGGAGACAGUGCUGCAGUCUCCACGGAGUGUGGAUGUUAAACCAGUCACACAUCUGCCUUCAGUUUGGGAGCCAUUAUGCUGCCAAGACAUUCUUACAUUGGGGGGACUGACUCCCCACCCCCCAACUGAAGACAAAGGGAUGCAGUGCACGCUCCCAGUGGGAGCUAAACAAUCACCCCCAGGAAGUGAGGCCCCAUACCAACAGGUUAAUUCACUACUUGUUUCAUCCCCUCCACUCCUGCUCCCUCCCUCCCUGGGGCCAUAAAGAAGCCUUCAGGAAUAAGGCCAGACUUGGUCCAGUGCCCAAAUUCUAUCAGGUGAGUCUUGUUUUGCUUCCAACUAGCAGAGAUUCAAUGUUUCUUCCUUUUUAUGGUCUUUUAAUACCACAUUUCUUUUAAAGAUUCCAGUUUUAUCAUUUUCUACCAUCACAGUUUUGGAGAAAAGCCAGAAAUGUAGCUGGUUGGCUUCAAAGCAUGAACCAAAUCACUUUCUUCUGCGCUCUCUAGGGAGCUGGAAGAUAAAACCUGACUGCUAGCUUAGAGGAUCAGUUCUUUGCAGGCCAUCGCACAUACCCAUGGGGUUCCCCACCACCUGAGACAGUACUAGCAGCAGGACAGGACACUGAUCUGCCACACACCAGCAGGCCAGGGGAGGGGGAACAUGCAUCCAGCACUAGCAGAAGUGGUCAGUGUGCAUGCAAGAUCUUCCAGGACUGCUCCUGGCCUCCAGAAAGACACUACUGAACUGCAGCAGCUGUGGCACUGGGGAUUAAAUCUGCUGGCCUUCCUAGGAUUUUGAAAUGGAAUGUGUUACUUGUUUGGGCUUGAAAUCUACUGUACUUUGAAUAUUGCAACUAAUCUGAAACAAGUUAAAAGCUUGGUGAGAAAUGAGAGGUGAGCCAUUAAGGUCUGUUUUCCAGAUUCUGGUGCAGUAUGUGUAACUUUAGCCACUGCAGGAUAUUAUGGAAAAGUGACAGCUUCCACAAUCCAAAGAUUCCACUGAAAGAGUGAGGUCCCUAGGGGAGCAGCGAGGUGUAAGGCAGCAGCUCAAGCCGUGUCCCAAGUGCCACAGGUACUCUGAAAGGCUUUAGCGGAGUUCUAAGAUGGAGAUUCUGGAAAUCACUACUGCAUAAUUGCUAAACUGACCAGGUGUUUCUUAACCUGGACUGCUUUUAGGGGGGAAUGGGAGGACUGGAUUGGAAGUUGAAAUAAUCCUCAAAGUUAUAGUUAAGUCUAAAAUACUAGAGGCACUGAUGUCCGGUUUGGGAGAAAUGUCUUUAAAUGUGCUAUAAAAACUUACUGACUUAUCACUAGAAGAAAACCUCAGAUGAAAAAUUUUGAAAAGACUAGUCUCAUUGCAUAGAUCUCCCCAACAUUCAGAUUUAUA